CUAUCGACUAGUAUGUCGCAAUUACUACUCAUUUGAAGUGGCCUUGUUGAAAGGGGAACGUAGCAAGGCGUUUCAUGAACUAAUAACAACAAUGGCCCCUGCGUCUGGCAGUCUCACUCGGCCACAUCAACAUUGCCUUUAUUUUACCGAACAUCUCGACCCCAGUAGUGUUUACUGUUAAUUUGUUAUAGUCAUUGAGCAGUAAUGAAAGUACCUAACCCUUUUAAAUGCUGUUGGCGUUUCUUAUUUCUUCCUACAAUGAAAAUACAAUAUUUAGCGAGUUUUUGGAAAUAGUGUCAUCGUAAGACAAGUAACAAAUGGUAUGGUAUUUAAAAAGGCAAGCAAUGGAGUCUGCUCCACCCCUAAAUUUGUCCACCACAGUCAAAGUGGUGGAACUAAAGGCCAUAGUGCCAGAAUUAGACACCCAAGAUUACACAGUGGAAGGUGAAUUGGUAGAAGAGAUAAGUGGCAGUGUUGAAGAUGAGGGGCACUCUCUGGCCAUGGCCUCAGGGAUGGAGGACCAUGAGGAGAUGGGCCAUAUUGAAGAGACCAAGGAGAAUCUGCUCAAUGACUCCAAGGAAAUCAUGACAAAGGAAGAGCCGCCCGUCAUUGAACAGGAAUAUAAGUGCUCAGAAUGUUCUUCUACUUUCUCACGUGCUAGUCAGCUACGUGCCCACGAAAGAACUCACUAUGAAGAGCAGGCAUAUGAAUGUGAUCAAUGUGAUGAAGUCUUUGUACGCAUUGGCCUAUUAAUGAGUCAUCGUAGGGGACAUCACCGUCAAAAUUUAUCUUGCACAGAGUGUGAUGCAAAAUUCAAUAACUAUAAUAGUUAUAGGGUUCAUUUACGAAGCCACAAAGGAGAGAGGCCCCAUAAAUGUUUAGAUUGUAAUAUGUCUUUUGUGCAACAAUGCCAUUUGCAUAUUCACCGGAGAGUACACACAGGGGAGAAACCAUUUAUGUGUGAAAUUUGUAACCAAGGAUUUAAGCAAAUGUCUCACUUGACAACACAUAAGAGGAUCCACACUCAAGAUAAGCCUUAUGUAUGCACACUAUGCAAUGCCUCUUUCUCUCAGACCAGUAGUUUAAAACGGCACAAAAGACGACACACAGGAGAGAAGCCUUUUAAAUGUGACAUAUGCGGUGCACUCUUUGUUGAAAGAAGGAAUCUUAUAAGACAUCAGUUAACCCACUCUGGGGAAAAACCAUACAAAUGUGAAUUAUGCCCAGCAUCUUUUACUCAGAUGAUUGAUUUGAAGCGUCAUCAGAUGUCACAUUCAGGUCUGAAGCCUUUUAAAUGUGAUAUAUGUGAAGCAGCAUUUAGUCGCAAGAACAAUCUCCAGUGGCACAAACUGACCCAUGAAGGAGAUACCCCAUACAGAUGCGAGAAAUGCAAUGCUGGUUUUAGUCUCCAAAGGGAUAUGAAGGCUCACAUGAGAACACAUACUGGAUCCAAACCAUUUAGUUGUGAUAAGUGUGAGUCAACUUUCUCUCAGUUUAGUACACUUAAACGCCACAGACAAAGCCACACAGGAGAAAGACAUUUUGUGUGCUCAAAGUGUAAUGGAGCUUUUAAGGACAAGAGUGCUUUGAAAAGACAUCAGCUUAGACAUGAAGGAGUGAGACCUUUUGCUUGUCAGAAAUGUGACUCCACUUUUAUGGAGUAUCGGAAUCUGAAAAGACACAAAGUAACAGUUCAUGGUGAAGAGCGAUUUGAAGGUGGUGAUAAUAUGAUGGAACCCAAAGAAAGUGAGAACAUUCAAAACAUUCCACCUCUCAAGAAAAGGAUUGGAAAGCAUGACAGUGAUGAAACACUGAAUGAAAUGUAUAAUUCAAACUAUGCAUCAGCUUCUGUUGUACAGCCACAAGAAACAGGUCAUCAGCAACAGCAGCAUGUUAAUCAAGUUGUCUCAUUGCCACCAUUGACACCUCUUCCACAAAGUCAGCCUCAGGUACAUACAACAACUACCUUACCUUCUCACACACAAACUCCUAUGGUUAAUGAGAUUGUCACUAUUCCUGCCCAAGCUCCAGGGCAAAUGCCAACGCUGAUGCUCACUCAGCAUGGCCAACCCCCUCGACCAGGGAGACCAGCUAACAACUGUCAGAAUUAUCAGUCACAUGUGCUGACAUACGUGGAAGGGAGUUUUGGUCAGUGGCAUUCAUGGUGCUUUUGUGAAACUCCAAACAUUCCUAAUGGCCCUCAGAAUAUCAUUGAUGGCACAACAACAACUGUAGCGACUCACCCUCCUGCUUCUACUGCUUUAUCUGCGGCACCAUUACCCCAGCAUCAGCAAGUAACAUACACAGAACUCCAGCAACCACAAACACAACAAAACCAAGAUACUGUAGGUGUUCAAGAGGUGACACAAACAGAGUAUCAUCAAACUCCUCAGUAUCACACUAACUAUCCGCAACCAAUCCAUCAUUAUGAAGAAAGCCAUCACCAAGACCCACUAGACCAAAUAAGCCAUCAUCAACAACAUCAUCAAACAUCUCAUCACCCGCAGCUUCAUCAAUCACAUUCUCACCAGGAAGAUGGUAAGAUAAGUUCUGAACCUCAGGUAUUUGCGAUACCAGGCAUUCAGCAAGAGCAACAAGAACAACAGCAGCAACAACAACAACAGCAACAACAACAACAACAGCAACAACAACAACAGCAACAACAACAACAGCAACAACAACAGCAACAGCAGCAGCAGCAGCAGCAGCAGCAGCAGCAGCAGCAACAGCAGCAACAGCAGCAACAACACCCACAGCAGCAUCAACAACAGCAGCAGCAGCAACCACAACAACAAGACCAGCAGCAGCAAGAAUCGCAACAUCACCAAGAACAUCAGCAACAGCAGCAUCACCAGCAUCACCACCACCACCAAGAGCCACAACAACUGCAGCCACAACCGGAUCAACAUCAAGACUUAUCAGAACCUCAGGCUGAUCCUCAAGUGACUUUCCAGUACAGUUUAACAGUGAAUAAUCCAGCUACUGGGGAUAUCCAGAUCCAGAGUGAAGCAUUUCCGGCCAACCCUCCUGACACGCCCCCUAUCAAGAAGAGGCGUCUCGCUAAAACUCACCAGGAGCCUCAUGAAGCUCGGAUAUAUACUUGCACUUCCUGCCCAAAACAAUUUACUAGAAUAAAUCACUUGAUUAUUCACCAGCGAAGGCAUACAGGAGAAAAACCAUACCAGUGUGGUGUGUGUCUACAGGCAUUUACACACAAAAAUAGUCUUACAAUUCAUAUGAGAGGUCAUACUGGGGAGAGACCAUAUAAAUGUGCAACUUGUGGGUCAUCAUUCACCCAGAAGAGCAAUUUGCGUGUACAUAAUCGAACACAUACUGGUGAAAAACCAUUCAAAUGUGACAUGUGCGAAGUUUCAUUCAGUCAGGGUAGUCAUUUGACGGCUCACAAAAGAAUUCAUAAUAAUGAACGGCCAUACGCAUGUGACAGCUGCCAACAAAUGUUUACACAGCGUAGUGCUCUGAAACGGCACAUAAUGACACAUACAGGUGACAAACCACACAAAUGUGAUGAGUGUAGUGCCAAAUUUUCACAGAAAGAUGAUUUAAGAAGACACUUAAAGGUUCAUACUGGAGAAAAGCCAAUCAUGUGCUCAUACAAGCAUUGCAAUAUGAGUUUCACAGAUAGAACAGGUCUGACAAGACACAUAAAAUCAGUACAUUGUGACAAACCAGAGUUACCAGGAGAUGGAAAGAAAAAGAAAAGAAAGAAAUCAGGCUCAAAAUCAUCCCCAUGCCCAAGUAAUAGUCCAAAAUCUGUGAAAGGAGGAAAAGUUAAGUCUUCAACUGUAGAACCAACUAGGACAAGUAGACGUCUGCGAGAAGCAGCAGAAAAGAAAAAGGUGAAACCAGAGCAUCCUGAUUUUAUUAUGGGUGAUUUUAUAGAUGUGGAUGAAGCAAUUAGUGAUGCAAAACCAGCAGCUCAGCAGAAAUCACCAAAGAAGAUAGCUGAUAAGUCUCAGGAAACUAAACAAACUGAAAAGGCAAGAAUGGAGUCUUGGUGCUUUUGUGAAGUACCUCAUGGCCCAGAUGAACCUCAUAAUCAUGCUGGAGUUGAAACUAAAACUAUGAAUGAAUUAACUGCCAAUAUUGUUAAUAAUGAUAAGGGAUGUACAUCGAAGAUAAAUGAGAAUGAUACUAACACAGAUCUAGUUGCAAGUGCUCAUGCCACUGGUGCAACUUCCCUACUUCAAUUGUCAAUGGAACAUGUAGCUCAUGGUUCAAUUCCUCCUAGUACUAUUAGUGAGGGCCUGCAAGAAGCCACUGGUGCUGUGACCAUUGAUGCUUCAUCUUUAGUAGUUCCUCAGAUGGAAGGAGGACCACAAAAUGUAGUUGGGUCCACCAGUCAACCAGGAGUUGCUUCAGUCACGCAAGCUUCUUCGUCAAUUGGGCAGAGUGUAAUGGGUGGCCAUGUGGUUACUGCUUUAAGCCAGCAAGGUGCCCAAGGAAGUGGGCGAUUAGUCAGUCAGCCGAUGAUUAGUGGGCAAGUUGUCACUGCUGGUCAACUGGUUGGCACUAGUCAGUUGAUGACACCGGAGGGUACAAUCUACAUUGAGGCCAGUGAAAUGUUAAGCAAUGGAGCAGUUGUGAUAAACCCUGGCCAAGGCACCUAUAUCAGCUAUGAUCAGAUUACAAUCGGAGCAGAUGGUCAGGUUCUAAGUGUUCCGGUAGGUGGCUCCACAGGAGAAACACUAAUGAUCCAACCUGCUGCAGGCUCUGAUGUCACUUCAGGCACAGGCACUAUUACCUACACGACAACACAGCUAACAGAGCCUAAUGCUGCCCAACCUAUCCAGUACACAACUCUAAGUAAUGAUGUUAUUAAUCUCUUGUCACAUGUGGACUCAAGCAAAGAAAGUACCAGUUCAGAUCUGACAACAGAAAAGGCAGUAACCGUUGUUGCCAAACCCUUAGAUUGCUCGGUAUGUGCUAAGUCCUUUGCACAAAAGCGUACCUUAUGGUCUCAUAUGUUGGAAGCUCAUCCAGAUUUACAUUGUUGUUCAGAAUGUUGUGCAGCAUUUACCUCACCUGAAUAUCUUAAUCAGCAUAAGGUCCAACACCAGAAACUGCAUGUGUGUUCAAGAUGUGGAAUGGCUUUCACAAACAAAUCAUCACUAAACAGACAUAGACAGCAGAUGCAUACAGGAGCUGCUGCUGCAGUAGAAGAUAAAGUGUUUGGUUGUGGAUCAUGUGAUGCCAGGUUCCACCAACAAUGUGACUUACGAAGACAUGUGCUAGGACACACUGGUGAAAAGCCUUACAGAUGCAAACACUGUGAUGCUGGAUUCACCAGAACAUCAAGCCUUAAUAAACAUAUGAGAAUCCAUACUGGAGAGAAGCCUUAUACAUGUGAAGUGUGUGACCAGUCCUUCUCUUAUAGGUAUCAGUUUAACAGACAUAAGAUCACCCACAGACAGGAUGACCAAAGAAGUAACUUUUCUGUUUCAUAUGAAUUUCAGGAGUAAUUUAUUGUAUAUGAAAUACUGUGCAUCAGCAAGAAUUAGCUCAGUUAAUUGUUGAAUUGCUGAUACUUAAUAGGUAACCAAAGGAGUAAGAGUAUUAUGGGGAUUUACAUAUACCAAACAGUAAUUAGGAUUAAUGAAAAUUAUAUGAGUGGGAAUCCCUUAUAUUCAUUCAGAAUUAGGAAGAUCAUGUCCUUGACCAGUCAUGCAUCCAGUCUGAAAAUGCAUCUUCAGAUAUGCCAUUUAUCAGUAGAGGUACCACUGGUACUGUGGCCCACCAUAGGGUAGAGAGAACUAUCAUUACCAUCAGAUUAUUUUAUUCAUCUUUUCAUUUUAUCACCUUGUGCAAUUUGUAUGCGACACUUUCUUUUGCCUGGAUUUUUGUUCAUUUUAGGAAGUAACUAUUGUGUGCCCAUUUCAAAUUCAGAUUAUGUAGCCAUACUGUGAAGUAGAUGCAAGCAAUUUAUGUUUCAUAGAGAUUAUUUUUAGUGUAUUUUGUUUACUGUAUUACCAAUAUUUUAUUGAUCUAUUCUCUUGUAUAUUAUUUGUAAUGAAAAUUGUAUAUUGUACAAACUAUUAACUGUAAAUGUAAAAUGUUAAUAUAGUGAAGAGUAUUAACCAAAUGUAAGGUUACUUGAAGUAGUAACUAAUGAGAGUAGGCUGUAUUUAAAGAUGGUUUUCCUUUUUAUAAAGACAUCACUAGAUAGUGUAUGGAUAAUCUUUGUGCAUAAACAAAUUAAAAUGAAAGUCAG
Molecule: messenger RNA, 6229 nt
Organism: Penaeus chinensis
Lineage: Eukaryota; Metazoa; Arthropoda; Malacostraca; Decapoda; Penaeidae
Product: zinc finger protein 236-like
Exons: 4
Coding region: 318-5480 (1720 amino acids)
Source: RefSeq, a predicted model, not a curated record